AUGCCCGCGGCACAGAAAUGCAUCUUUUUUUGCCUGCUGGUCUUAGUUGAUGCUGACCAGGCUGACCCAUUGUUGGGUGAUUCUUGCGUUGUUGCAUACGGAGAAGAUAUCGAGAAGUGGAGAACUCUGUCAGAUGUACCUACUGUGUAUUCUCCAAGGAGUCACAGACCUGAUUGGUAUUGGGAAGCCAUCCUGGAACAUCAGCGAAACGGCAGCAGAUCCGAUAGAGUUGCAAACCUGCAGCUGGAUGACAUAGGCUACGGGGAUCCCUGGCUUGAGGUGCUGUUUGGGCAGGCGCAGGAAGGAAUUCUGGGAUGCUCUGUUCACGGCGGCAGGUAUUGGGAAGCCAUGGUGGACGUGGUGCAGCUUCGGGACUUGGUGCCAUCCGCAAACCUGUCUAAAUUUCUGGAGGGCGUGACUCGAAUCACACCAUCAUCAGGCCUGAAAGCCGCAAUUCUUGCAGGAUUCGUCCCACCAAGCUUAAGAGUAGCCAUGUGCACUCCGUACGACUGCACGGAAGACAUGAUCGUCAAGAGACUUUUUCCGGAAUUUGAGGCAAGGAAGUUAUUUGGAACAGAAGCUGGAAAGCUGCUAGAAGGAGCCAUUCUUACAGAUGCUGUUAAAAUCGAGGAGGUGCUGAACUGGCCAUCUUUGCAGUUGGACUUUGCCAUUGCGGGCGUUGACAACUGUGGCACCACAUCGUUGCACCGAAAUCUGGACCAGCAUCCAGAGAUCGUUUUCCCAAGUCACAAGGAAGACUUCUUCUUCGUUACUGAAGUGGUCCAUCGCCUUCUGCCGUUGAAGUCGCAGGUUGAGGAUUUCAAUCACCGAAUGGAGCUGGCGAAACAAAAGAAGCUGCAGGAGAUCACUGAGACUGGGGUUCGGCCACGCCUUGCCGGCAUUUGUUCCCCGGGUCUCUUCAGCUAUGGCCUUGCAAGGAUGAGUUUGGCACUGGUGAGGGCCAAGGUGAUCAUGACUGUUUGUGAUCCACUUGGGCGCUUGGAGCGGCAUUUCAUGGAGUACAACUAUUGCCAUAAUGGCAGCUUGGAGAGAGCGCAGGAACAGAGUCUGGCAUCCGUUGCAAGUACGCGGGAAGGUUGCUUCCCAAGUGCUUCAGCCAUCUGGGAAGCACGCGAUACUGGCCAGAUGCAGCGACUGAGAGAUGCCACCACUACAGCACAGCAUUUGCAGACGAUGCAGGCUCUUUUCACUGGCCGCAUGCUACCUUUGCACAAAGACUUCCUUCGUCAACCCGCAAAAACGUAUUCGCUUGUUGCAGACUUUCUUGGGGCAAGGUAUGCGUACCCUGAAGGUACCACAUUUGGUCGUUUCAACGUUGUCGGCGGACAUCGCACAGACCUGUGCAGAAAUCGAUCGCUAGUUCGUCGACUGGAGAGAAUGCUGGAGCCAGAGUACCAGGCUCAGGUUUUGUUUCUCCGCCAUGGUGGAAGCCCGGUGCCUGACAGCCUUAAUCACCGUAUUUCACGCUGCAAGUCUGCUGCUAUGGCUGAGCUUCGCUGUCCCGGGCGCGAGAAUGCUUGCUGA
Molecule: messenger RNA, 1545 nt
Organism: Symbiodinium natans
Lineage: Eukaryota; Dinophyceae; Suessiales; Symbiodiniaceae
Source: the annotation of a GenBank genome assembly